Dimorphilus gyrociliatus is the source of this 373-nucleotide messenger RNA. NCBI's taxonomy places the organism in Eukaryota, Metazoa, Annelida, Polychaeta, Dinophilidae. The record is from the annotation of a GenBank genome assembly.
AAUGGCAGUUGGAGGAUCAAAACUGCUUAGAAUAAAACUAGACAAGAAGGUAGAGAGAAAGCAAAUUUUCGAAUUUAUGAGCGGAAGUGAAAAAAUAAGAGAUCCCCAAAUUGAGGAACAGUACUCAAGAGAGGAAGUCGAUAGAUUAAUUGAACUUACUAAUCGUUUAGAAAAUGAAAGAGAUUUUUAUAAAAGAGAAUAUUUGAAGUUGGCGCCAUCGACAGAAACAACAACAUCCCCGACAAUAUAUCAUCCAACUUUUGGAAAGACUUUAAUAAUCAAUCAAGCUAAUACUCAUACAAUGCGUUACUUGAAAAUGCAAUUGCAAAGUGCUCAAAAUGAUCAAAAAAUGCCGAUCUCAGUCCAUAUUUAA